This is a messenger RNA of Galleria mellonella (greater wax moth), 1539 nucleotides long. RefSeq names its product protein AAR2 homolog. Bases 102 to 1322 code for a protein of 406 amino acids. NCBI's taxonomy places the organism in Eukaryota, Metazoa, Arthropoda, Insecta, Lepidoptera, Pyralidae. Gene Ontology annotation, biological process: spliceosomal tri-snRNP complex assembly. The record is from RefSeq and is a predicted model, not a curated record. The transcript is spliced from 5 exons.
UUUUUGACAUUUUCUAUCAUUUUCUUGCAGGAAUGUAAACAUAUUGAUUUGUUGUAUUUUUAUCAUAUUUUAUUGAUUUUCGUUGAAACAACCAUUACAAAAUGGACCAGGAGACAGCAAAGAAGCUCCUCGUUGAGGGAGGUACAUUUGUGUUUCUCGGAGUGCCUGAAGAGACACAAUUUGGCAUCGAUAUGCAAUGUUGGAAUACAGAAGAAGAUUUUCGAGGGAUAAAAAUGAUACCACCUGGUUUACACUAUGUCCACUACUCAGCGGUUAGUAAAGGAACUGGCGAUAUAUCUCCGAGGUCAGGAUUUAUGCACUAUUUCAAUAAGAAAGAGUUCCUUGUAAAGAUGUGGGAUAAGAAAUUGGAGGAUAUAAGCCGAGAUGAAAUAAGUGAAGAGAGUAUUCAACGUCUGAAGGAUAACCUGUUCAACUUGGACCGACAUCUGGCUCCAUAUCCAUAUGAAAUAUGGCAGAAAUGGAAACUACUGACUUCACAAGUUACAGCUGAACUUGCUGCUAAAUUGUCUCCUGACAAUGGCAUCAUAAGAGCUUCAGUAGAACUCAUGUCUACAACUGAUGAAGACAGGCCCCGAGGUGUAAAGGCUUCCAGCAAAUCUAUGGAGAGUCAGGACAGUAAUAGUGAAGAGUCACAGAAGGAACCGGAAACAACAGAGGAUGACUCUACUCCUGGACAGUCUGAUGCCAAAAGAGCUAAAAGAAUUACAAGGGAAGAGAAAGAGGAUUCUAUGUUACCAGAUCUAAAGCCUGCUCCAGGCACAUCAAUCAGAUUCACAGAGAUUCCACGUGACAAAUACCCACCGGGUUCAACACCAGAGGAAAUCACAAAACAUUAUUUGGACCAAUCUUACACACUUGAACUCAUGAUUGCACAACAUGAUGAACCACUUCACAUAAUAGGUGAAUUGCAAUUUGCAUACUUAUGUUUCCUCAUUGGACAUUCCCUCGAAGCAUUUGAGCAUUGGAAGAAUUUAGUUAUACUCCUCUGCUCCUGUGAUGAUGCGAUUCACAAAUACCGAAGUGUCUUCUUCCAUUUCAUUAGAACAAUAGAAGUGCAAAUUGAAGAAAUGCCUGAGGAUUUCUUGGCUGAUAUAGUCAUGAAUAAGAAUCUAGUUUAUAAGAAAUUGCGCGAAUUCUUCCGCACAGCAUAUGUAAGCAAAGUAGACGGACGAUUGCUGACAAUGAUUGAAAGAUUCAAGGAGAAUUUGACUGAGAAACUACAAUGGGAUUUCACAGGAUUAGAUGCAGACGAAGAAGAUGAACGACCAGUUAUAGUAAAGCUAAAUGAAGAAGGAGACUAAAAUUGUAUUUUAUUAAUAUUUAUUCUGAUUCUAUCAUCUAUGUAUUUUGAUUCACAAUUGAAUCAAUUCUGUGUAGUGUGUACUGUGUACAUUUCAGAUUCUUUUGAUGUUUUUAUGACUAUUUUAAUGUUAAGUAAAUCUUGACCAGCAAAAUUAAAACGCCGCUAAAUGUAACUGUCUCGCUGAAAUUGUCAAAUAAUAAUUAUCGUGAAUUAUA